Molecule: messenger RNA, 7825 nt
Organism: Phascolarctos cinereus (koala)
Lineage: Eukaryota; Metazoa; Chordata; Mammalia; Diprotodontia; Phascolarctidae
Gene: BMPR2
Product: bone morphogenetic protein receptor type 2
Biological process (GO): BMP signaling pathway; blood vessel development; protein phosphorylation
Cellular component (GO): signaling receptor complex; plasma membrane
Molecular function (GO): ATP binding; transforming growth factor beta receptor activity
Source: RefSeq, a predicted model, not a curated record
AUGACUACCUCUCUGCAAAGCCUCGGGCCGGCGCUGCUGCUCUCCUGGACCGUGUUGCUGAUCAGCACUGCGGCUGCUUCCCAGAAUCAAGAACGGUUAUGUGCAUUUAAAGAUCCAUAUCAGCAAGAUCCAGGGAUUGGUGAGAGUCGUAUAUCCCAUGAAAAUGGCACAGUUUUAUGUUCAAAGGGUAGCACCUGUUAUGGACUUUGGGAAAAAUCCAAAGGGGACAUAAAUCUCGUGAAACAAGGAUGUUGGUCUCACAUUGGAGACCCUGAAGAGUGUCACUUUGAAGAAUGUGUUGUAACAACCACUCCUCCCUCAAUUCAGAAUGGAACAUACCGUUUCUGUUGUUGCAGAACAGACUUAUGUAAUGUCAACUUCACUGAGAACUUUCCACCUCCUGACACCACACCUUUGAGUCCUCCUCAUUCAUUUCACCGAGAUGAAACAAUAGUAAUUGCCUUUGCAUCGGUCUCUGUGUUAGCUGUUUUGAUAGCUGCCCUCUUCUUUGGAUAUAGGAUGCUGGCAGGGGAUCGUAAGCAAGGUCUUCACAGUAUGAACAUGAUGGAAGCAGCAGCCUCUGAGCCCUCUCUGGACCUAGAUAAUCUAAAACUUCUGGAGCUGAUUGGUCGAGGACGAUAUGGAGCAGUGUAUAAAGGUUCCUUGGAUGAGCGUCCAGUAGCUGUAAAAGUUUUUUCUUUUGCCAAUCGUCAAAACUUUAUCAAUGAGAGGAACAUUUAUCGCAUUCCUCUUAUGGACCACGAUAACAUUGCUCGCUUCAUUGUUGGAGAUGAAAGAUUCACUGCUGAUGCACGAAUGGAGUAUUUGUUGGUGAUGGAAUAUUACCCCAAUGGCUCUUUGUGCAAGUAUUUGAGUCUUCAUACCAGUGAUUGGGUAAGCUCUUGUCGUUUGGCACAUUCUGUUACCAGAGGCCUGGCAUACCUUCACACAGAAUUACCAAGAGGAGAUCAUUACAAACCUGCAAUUUCCCAUCGAGACUUAAACAGCCGAAAUGUUCUUGUAAAAAAUGAUGGAACCUGUGUUAUUAGUGACUUUGGAUUGUCCAUGAGGCUAACUGGAAAUAGACUUGUCCGCCCUGGAGAAGAGGAUAAUGCAGCAAUAAGUGAGGUUGGUACAAUCCGAUAUAUGGCACCAGAAGUGCUAGAAGGAGCAGUGAACCUGAGGGACUGUGAAUCCGCUCUAAAACAAGUAGACAUGUAUGCACUUGGCCUAAUCUACUGGGAAAUAUUUAUGAGAUGUACCGAUCUCUUUCCAGCAGGUGAGUCUGUGCCAGAGUACCAGAUGGCCUUCCAGACAGAAGUAGGGAACCGCCCCACUUUUGAAGACAUGCAAGUCCUGGUGUCUAGGGAAAAGCAGAGGCCCAGAUUCCCAGAAGCCUGGAAGGAAAACAGCCUGGCUGUAAGAUCACUAAAGGAGACAAUCGAGGACUGUUGGGACCAGGAUGCAGAGGCUAGGCUAACUGCUCAGUGUGCUGAGGAGAGGAUGGCUGAACUCAUGAUGAUUUGGGAAAGGAACAAAUCAGUCAGUCCAACAGUCAAUCCAAUGUCUACUGCUAUGCAGAAUGAACGCAACCUAUCACACAACAGGCGUGUGCCAAAGAUUGGCCCUUAUCCAGAUUAUUCUUCUUCUUCAUACAUAGAAGACUCCAUUCACCACCCUGACAGCAUCGUGAAGAACAUUUCCUUGGAACACUCAGUGUCCAGCAGCACGCCUUUAACUGGAGGUGAAAAGAACCGAAAUUCAAUUAACUAUGAGCGACAGCAAGCACAGGCUCGGAUUCCCAGUCCUGAAACCAGCGUCACCAGCCUGUCCACGAACACCACCACCACAAACACCACCGGCCUUACUCCUAGCACCGGCAUGACCACCAUCUCGGAGAUGCCCUACUCAGAUGAAACAAGUCUCCACACCACGAAUGUGACUCAGCCAGUUGGGCCAACCCCUGUCUGCCUACAGCUAACCGAAGAAGACUUGGAGACCAACAAGUUGGACCCAAAAGAAGUUGAUAAAAAUCUGAAGGAGAGCUCUGAUGAGAACCUAAUGGAGCACUCCCUUAAACAGUUCAGUGGACCAGACCCCCUGAGCAGCACCAGCUCCAGCUUGCUUUACCCACUGAUAAAACUUGCAGUGGAAGUAACCGGACAGCAGGACUUCACACAGACUGGUAAUGGUCAGGUGUGUUUAAUUCCUGACGUCCCACCUGCUCAGGUCUAUCCUCUCCCCAAGCAACAAAACCUUCCGAAGAGACCUACUAGCCUACCCUUGAACACCAAAAACUCCACAAAAGAACCCCGGCUGAAAUUUGGCAGCAAGCACAAAUCAAACUUGAAGCAAGUGGAAACUGGAGUUGCCAAGAUGAAUACAAUCAAUGCUGCAGAACCUCAUGUAGUGACAGUCACCAUGAAUGGAGUGGCAGGCAGAAGCCACAACGUGAACUCACAUGUUGCUACAGCCCCAUAUGCCAAUGGUGUAGUGCCAUCUGGUCAGGCACCCAACUCAGUGGCACACAGGGCCCAGGAAAUACUACAGAAUCAGUUCAGUGGCGAGGACAGCCGUCUGACUAUCAACUCCAGCCCUGAUGAACACGAGCCUCUCCUGAGACGGGAGCAGCAGGCUGGCCAUGAUGAAGGCGUCCUGGAUCGUCUGGUGGACAGGAGAGAUCGCCCUCUGGAAGGUGGUCGGACAAACUCCAAUAACAACAACAGUAAUCCGUGUCCUGGCCAAGAGGUUCUUAAUGUUGGCCUUCAGAGCUCAGGCACAGAUCCUGGGCAGUCAAAGCCCAGAAGGGCACAGAGGCCUAAUUCUUUGGACCUGUCAGCCACUAGUGCUCUGGACAGCAGUAGUAUACAGUUAGGUGAGUCAUCACAAGAUGGCAAGCCAGGAUCAGGUGAAAAGAUCAAGAAACGUGUGAAAACCCCCUAUUCCCUUAAGCGGUGGCGCCCUUCCACCUGGGUCAUCUCCACGGAACCACUGGACUGUGAGGUCAACAACAACGGUAGUGACAGGGCUGCUCAUUCCAAAUCUAGCACUGCUGUUUACCUUGCAGAAGGGGGCACUGCCACAACCAGGGUGUCUCAAGAUACAGGAAUGAACUGUCUGUGAAAUGUCUCACAAGCCUACCCAGAAAAGGACUUUUUUUUUCAUCAUUUAAAACAAACAUGCAGAAGACAUUAAAAAGAAAACAAAAACGUUAUCCUCCUGUCAGCUCCCCCUACCAAGAACUUGCUUUAAAUAGAUUUCAGCUAUGCAGAAAUUUUUUAGCUUAUGCUUCCAUAUUUUUUAAGUUUGUUUUUUUAUGUUUUUGCACUUUUAUUUAGUCUCACUAAAGUUAAGUCUGUCUGUUAUGACCACAGAAUUCUAUAUAUGCGUAUCAAGAAGAGGUGGUCUCAAAAUAUUUUUUUUUAAUGUAUUUCUGAUAAUCAGUUUGGACCAUUUUCUAAAAGGUCACUAAAAUCAGAAGCAGACUCUAAGACAGGUUUGACUGCAGUGGUGUCUUGUAUCCAUGUUUGAUUUCUGUGCACAAGCUAGUCUGUAUGUUUAUCCAUUCCUGAGUGUAUCUUUUGAACAUCCCUCUUGUGUUCUGUUGGAAUGUGCAAUAGUCUGAAGGCCGCAGGAUACCCCGUAUUUCUGGCACGGACACAGGUGUGUCCUCCCACACGGUUGAUACUGGUUAAUUUCUUCCGCAUCAGUUGGGCUGAUCAGAUUGUGUGACAGUGAACUUUGCAUGUUACAGCCAGCCUGAAACUGCUACCUUGUCUCAUUUUUUUCUCUAAGGUUAUUACGGAGAGUGCAAAAACCUUGCCUCAAAGGGCUCUAAAGAGGGAACCACAAAACUUAAUUUAAAAUGCAAUUCUUUUUAACCUUCCAAAUCUGAAUACAUUUCCUUCCAAGCAUUUUAAGAAACCAUAAUUAGAGUAUUAAUUUUGAAAGUUCUUAAAAUAGAGCAUUGAACAAAAACAUAAGAAAACACAAAUGUCAGCCAUUUUUCCACUUUAUUUUCCUAUUUGUAUCUGUACUCUUUCCAUAUUCAGUCAUGUUAGUAAUGUGUUAUGUAAGGAGUACAUUUUUACCAGAAAGCAUGAAGAGCUAACACUGUGAUGUAAUUUUUAAGUAGGUAGCUUGUUCUCUCAUCCCUUCAUUGAGCAGUCUGACCUAAAAGAGGUUCUAUUUCCUGGUUUAAAAAUGGAUUUUAAAAGUAAUUUUUAGUUACGGACCUGUAGUGUCUUGUGUAGUUAGUUCCCAAACAAAGCCGCAUGGCUUCAUCAGAAAAUGAUUCAUCUUCCUAAGACCUAAAGCACUGUGUGGAAAAAUUAUUCCGUCAGCAUGCCAAAUGCCUGUGGCAGGAAGGAUUGCUGCCACACCUGCCUGUCUUAAGCUGAUUGAGGCCGAACUUCUCUCCUUUCAAGUCAUCUCUUUCUUUGCUUUACCUUUCACAUGUCUCCUCCCCCAUUAAGUACUUUUGCCCACUCUCCAUAUGAACUGCUGAUAUAUAACUAGCAUAUGUGAUGUACUGGAUGCCUUUUUCUGCCAUAGCAUGUCUGUGUCCCAUUCUUUGGGCUCUUCUUAUUUCUGAAGCUUCCCUCACCUCUUUCACUUCUUCUGAAACAUAUCUAAGCAGCCUCAACAUAUGCUUUCUCAGAAAUUAGAGCACCUUCUCUCAAAUGAGGGAUGCCUUUCUUUCUAAGCACAAUUCUUUUGAUAACUCAAUGUGUGUGAACAAUAAUAAUCUAAUACCUUUUAUUUCUCCAAGUGGUCCCAGGGCUUUAUAUACAUUAGCUAAGUGAUUCCCAAAAGGUUGGUUCAGGGAUCUGCCUCCUGAACUGCACUGCCUCAGUUAUGGAACCUUCUCCACAUGCUUCUCCAUUUAGCCAGAGACAGCCAGCCUGACAUCUUGCCUUGCAUGCUCAUUUCCUUCUUACAUAUUCUAGCUGCUAUGAGCUCACGUCCUGGAAAUGGAAUACUUGCACCAUGUUUGGGUUCUUGACAUUGAGCCCUUUGUCUACUUUUUGGCACUGAUGCUUGCAAAAAUGGUACCCCAGGCUUCCUUAUUUUGACAUUUCUCUUUAGUUGGACUUCAUAGACUUUUCUCAAAUUUCUGCUUACAUGUGAUGAACUUGAUUUUUCUAGUGGUAAUCGUCUAUGUAAUGAAACGAUUUGAAAAAAUUUUCCUUUGUUCUUCAGGAUUUAGAUACAUCCCUCAGAGAUGUUUCAGGGAAUUCUUUUAAAUAAUGGAUAAAAUAUUCAAACCUUUAUCCAAUAUGAAGUAUGUUUAAUGGUGAGGAAAGAACAGCUGAGCUCCACCUGAUCCUUCUUUUCCUGCCGUGAUAGGAAUUAGUCCAUAUUCUACCAUGCUUCAUCUGGGGGCUAAUUCUUUGUAAGUUUUCCAACUUUUUAACACUUCGUGCAAUCAAAUGAUGUGAAUAAAGUUUAUAUACCAGAUGAAAAAAACCUUACUACAUUAUUCAUUUAACAAAAGCCUAUUAUAACAGCUGUAUUUUUUUCCCUUUACUUCUCUAGCAGUCUGAUGGAAAAAGGUAGAAAAUGCUUUUUAUGAUAAAGCAUCUUAUCAGUAAAAUAAUUCUGAAAAAUGGUUUUGUUAAAUAGUCAUUAAUUUGUUUCAGACUACUUAAUUGCUUAAAUAUGUUUGUAAUUCUUAGUGAAGCAAUUUCAUUUUAACUGUCUUCAUUGUGGCUCUGCUACUGCUGCAGAGCAGUAGGCUAAAAUAUAUGUUUCCAAAUUCUAAUGUUUAACUGACAUCAAAAACAUUGGACCUUAAAAAGUAGUUUGAUCUUUUUACAAACAAAAAGCCUUAUAAUGAAAAUAAUAGAAUGUAGUUCACUGAACAGUAGUAAAGAAACUUUAAAGAUCUAAUAAUAAGUAACUCAAUUCCAAAAUAGCACCCCUAACUAAAGUUCAACUAGCAUACCAAAAAUCAAUGGUUGAAAGUUUUAGUUUCAUUGUUUUUGGGAAAGGGUUAAUUAUUUAUGAGGAAAAUAAUUUUCCUUUCCUUUUUAAUGGAUGGUUUAUGAGUAGACAGUAGACUGACACUGUAAAUAAGGGAUUGUGCCAAUAUUACAUAAAUAAUGACAAGGAUAUUCUAUAUGCUGCUUGGUUGGAUGAAAUUCAGUCACAGUGGGCAAGCACAAGAUCAGAUUUCCUCAUUGUUUUAGCAGAGUAAAAGCUAAGAGGUGAGCAGGCAUCAAAAGAUAAGGGCAAAUAUGUCCAAAGUUAAUUUUCUCUAUUUGUAAGCUGGAAAAUGUGGCUAAUUUGAGGCCAAAAGAAAAAAAUCAGUCCAUUACAUGCUACCAUGAUUUCUUAAAAAGGUUUCAUUUCCGCGCAUUAAAACUUUACAUUGCAGACUUAAGACAAAAUUAUUUUUAGUAAAGUUGAAAGUGGAUUAUUGGUAUAAAGAGAUUUUUUUUGUAAUGAUUCCAUGUUGAUAUAAAAACUUGUGUUUUUUGUUAGUAUGUUUAAUGAGCUCAAUUCUAUCAAACAUUUGUUUCCAUUCCAUUCCAAAACAAUCUCCUUUUAGGGUAAGAAAACACAAUUUUGUCAUUUUGGAAAACAAUAUUGAGACAAAGAAUGGGCAUAGUAUAUAGGAAGGCUACAAGGAAAAGCUUUGUGUGGCAAGUGGGUUUUGUAAAGCUGAUUCCUUUCUGUUCAUCUACUUGCUCUAUAAAACUCCAAUUGAUCCUGAAGGCAUCAAGAAUUGAUAUAGGAAACAUUUGAUUAAUAUAUGUAAGCAUGUGCAUAUACAUGAGUGGGAGUGAUCUUAAAAUGGAACAAGAAGUAUUAUUUUUAAAUUUUUCCAAAUUUACUCUUAUAGAAUGCUAAUUUAUGGCUUAAUAGACUUAAGAGCUAUAUGAUAUUUCUAGCUAGAAUGAAAACACAAGAAUCAUUUUGGAAUGGACCAUACUUAAGAUCCCAGUCUUGCGCUAUGUGAAUUUUAGCCAAAACUACCUUGAAUGUCCCCUUUGUGGAUAUGCUUGAUAAAGAAGUAAAACUGGUAAAUCACUGGUUGAGGUACUUAUCUGAAAGAACCAAAACAGGGCUGUUAAGCAGAUAUUCAAAAUUAAGCAAAUACAUAAAAUAAAAAAUUAGGAAAUGAUAGGACUGGGAGGGCCAGGCCAAGAUGGCAAAUUAGAAGCAACCUAGCUGACCCAACAUUCCCUUCCAAACAAUUUUAAAAUAACACCUCAAAUCAAAUUUUGGAAUGGCAGAGCCAACAAGAGAUCAAGGUGAGAAAUUUUUCCAACCUAAGAAAACUUAAAAGGUUGGCAGGAGAAGUUUGUGACACCACGGUGGAAGCCUGUCAAGAGCCCACACACAUUGUUGCAAUAACAGUGGCUACAGCAGCAGCAGCAGCAGCUUCAGGAACCCUCAGCCCACAAAAGGGUAAAGGGGUCGAACAAUUGGUCAGGGGGACCCUUUGCUGACCCUGGGUACAGUUGGCACCGAUUGGCAGUUCUACUACCCAUAAGCAGUUCUGGGUCACAGUUCAAGUGAGGAGAGGGGUUACAAGGGAGCAGGAACCCUGGUCACAAUACCAGCACAAAGAGAGCACAUUAGCAUUUGUGGCUGCAGGGGAACAGGAGCCCUUCCUGGGUAGAGCAUAGAGCAGGAGAGCAAUGACCAUAGCUCUCUCUGAAUCACAUCACAUUGGAAGCACCAUGAAUUUGCAGACCCCCAGAAAUAUUUCUGAAAAUGGCAGCUUGAAAAAGCCUGAAAUUUGGGACAGUCCUCCUCAUUCCCCUACCUCCCCCCCCCCCAGUGAGUGGAGCCCAAUUUUAACAUAAAGUUCAAA